Octopus bimaculoides (California two-spot octopus) is the source of this 335-nucleotide messenger RNA. RefSeq names its product T-box transcription factor TBX2b. The record is from RefSeq and is a predicted model, not a curated record. NCBI's taxonomy places the organism in Eukaryota, Metazoa, Mollusca, Cephalopoda, Octopoda, Octopodidae.
AUGGCGUACAAUCACCCUUUUCUGCUGCACAGACCGGCAGACUAUGGGAUGGGAUCCUUACUCUCAGCCGCACAACAUCCUUACCUCCCGGUGGCGUUGCAGCCACCCGGUUUACACACAUCUAUUUUACCGAAGCUACAACAGACGGUGGCACGGUCACAAAUUGCAUCGGCCACCGAUCUGUUACCGCAUCCUCAGCACCUAAGGCCGAUAAGGAGUCUAGAGCCGCCCGAAAACGAAGUUCGGGACGAUCCCAAAGUGGAAUUAGAAUCAAAAGACCUAUGGGAACAGUUCCAUGUUCUAGGAACAGAAAUGGUGAUCACCAAAUCUGGCAG